AUGUUUGUUGCUCCCCAGGUGAACGCGAACGAACUCUUUUACUUGGCGUGUCAAGCUGGCGACGUGCCGGUUGUGCGGUCUCACUUGGACCGGGCAACAAGUGGAGCUCUCGACGUGAACCAAUUCACCCAUCAUCAGGACACGCCGCUUUGUGUAGCGUGCGUCGAAGAGCGUCUGGAAGUGGUGUCCCUGCUGCUCGCCCACCCUGCGAUCCAAGUGAACCUUCGCAUCCUCCGCUGGCACUUGCCGCUGGCCUAG
This is a messenger RNA of Aphanomyces invadans, 258 nucleotides long. RefSeq lists its product as hypothetical. Lineage: Eukaryota; Oomycota; Saprolegniomycetes; Saprolegniales; Verrucalvaceae. Gene Ontology annotation, molecular function: protein binding. The transcript is spliced from 3 exons. The record is from RefSeq and is a predicted model, not a curated record. Bases 1 to 258 code for a protein of 85 amino acids.